Messenger RNA from Lactuca saligna, 1836 nucleotides. The record is from the annotation of a GenBank genome assembly. NCBI's taxonomy places the organism in Eukaryota, Viridiplantae, Streptophyta, Magnoliopsida, Asterales, Asteraceae.
AUGAUGAAUAAUUCAGCAGCUUCCGUGCCUGUAACUAUGGAGCCUGUUGAUCCGGUUCAUCGGUAUGGUUGUGGGCAUGGACGUCUUAAGGCAGGGCACACAAUUGAUGUCAAGAGAAAUACUGUGAAGAUCGAGCCCGAUCUCAAUGACACCGAAAAAUACCAUGUGACGUUCAGUUAUGACGCUCAGGUUGAUGGCUGUAUAACCGUUUGUAUCUAUCGUUGGGUGGGUCAAGAAAAAAAAGAGGUGUUCAAAACCUCUAAGAAUGCCGAAAAGAGGCCAGGGCUAGUCCAGAAAUUCAAUGAGAAAGGAGAUGGAGUCAAAUUUCCCUUACAUAAGACGGGCUUAAAAGAUGUCUAUAAAUUAGAAAUAGUGGCACAGGCAGAUGAAGAUGGAAGUAAGAAUUGUAUUUUGGAAAAAACGGAAGCAGUGGUUCAGAACAAGAGUGGUAUAACGAAGGUUAAGGUAAAAAAUCAGAUUUUAUCGGUGAAUGGGAGGAUGUCUGUGUUUGUUGAUUUGAAUGGACAUAGUUAUUCCACGCAAACGGAUGCGGAUGAUCCUUAUAAUGGUUGUUGCAUCUGUUUUGAUGAAAAGAAUCCUGGCAUUGUUUUUCCCAUUGGGGGGUUACUACUUAUUGAGAAACCAAUUGCAGAGGAGAGUAAUGGGAAUUGUGUAUACAAGGGAACUUAUGAUGAAUCACCAGUUAUUGCGGGAAGGAUUCCCAAGGGGAAUGGUACAACAGACGAAAUGAUUCAAAUUCUCAAGAGAUCUAAUCCGCAUCAUUCUAAUGUUCUUUGGCGUAUUGCUGAAGAGGAGAAUGAAGAUUUUGUUUUUUUUAUUUAUGAGAGUUUUGAAUGUACCUUACAUGAUUUGAUAACGGGUAAAUACGAACUGAAAUGUCUAGAUGGUUUCAUGGAUCUGAAACUGUGGAAGCCCGACGGUUUUUCUCCUUCAAAGUGUUUGGUGAAACUUCUAAGGGGCAUAGUUGAAGGAAUUGUCUGUUUAAUUAAACUUGGAAAUAUUCCGAACUUAAACCCUCGAAUGAUCAUUAUAGAAGAAGGUACUUCUAGUCUCACUGGGAAAGUCUUAGGAAUGGGCAUUAGCUCAACAGGACAAACGGCUGCUUGGGAUUCAUUGGAUUUAGGGAAACUGUUGGUCUUUUGUAUUACUAGUGAUUACCUCCCAUUUGAUCUUGAAGAUGUGAAAGAUCACUUAAAACGUAUCCCGGAAGCCUUCGAUCUCAUCUCUCGCCUCCAGCAUCAUAAUCCAAAAUCUAGACCAACAGCCAAAGAAGUAUGCGACGACAUUUUUUUCUGGGACGCCAAGCAACAUCUUUCCUUCAUCGAAGAUGUGAGCGACUGUGUGGAUCCAGACGUCUGCAAUGCCAAAGCCAAAAUCCUACAGUUACUCAAUAUCACGGAUCCACCAGCCUUACGUGGAAAAUGGGUUAAAUCUCAAAAGUUGGACAAUGUGACCAAUUCCAAAAUCCUAAAAUCACUUGAAAGCCUUCAGGGUUACAGCAAUUGGAACACUUUAAUACACCCCACACUCAUAAACAACUUAGAGCGACACAGAUAUUACGAUUACGACAGCGUAUGUGAUUUAUUACGUUUCAUAAGAAACUGUUCAAAUCACUAUAAAACACUCUGGAACUAUUCAAAACGUUUGUUGGGGGGAGUGGAGGGACUCUCGACAUAUUUUAGCAGCAAGUUUCCUAAACUGUGUGCAAGAAACGGGGAUGAUGAGGUUGGCUUUGCAGCGUUUUGUCAGAAAUUACAGAUGAAGAGGCACAUAAAGACAAACAAAUCUCAGUUGGAUGUUGCGACUCCUGGUUAA